Molecule: messenger RNA, 1269 nt
Organism: Trypanosoma rangeli
Lineage: Eukaryota; Euglenozoa; Kinetoplastea; Trypanosomatida; Trypanosomatidae
Product: putative pyruvate dehydrogenase (lipoamide) kinase
Exons: 1
Coding region: 1-1269 (422 amino acids)
Biological process (GO): protein phosphorylation; regulation of glucose metabolic process
Cellular component (GO): mitochondrion
Molecular function (GO): pyruvate dehydrogenase (acetyl-transferring) kinase activity
Source: RefSeq, a predicted model, not a curated record
AUGAGACGCUUCACGGGAUGUUUGCGCGUUUGUGCGCCCUUUUUCCGUCACAGUACAAGUGAAAUUUUAAAUCUGCAGAGGGAACUCAAGGAAGUGAAGAAACGGGUUGGUGCCAUAGAGGAGACGCAAACUCUUCAGGCACUGGUGGCAUUUUAUGCUUCUCGUCCCCUGCAAAAACUGGACAACUUUGACGAGGUGCUACGUCACUGUUUACAAGCUGGUUAUAAUACCGAUGUUUUCUGUCAUAUGGAACUCCCAGUUCUUCUUUCCCGCCUCGUUACGGCCAUUGACACGUUACCAUGUGGACUUAAUGCUAUGCCUUCAGUUUUAUUGGUCAGAAAUACGUAUUUGGACUCGUUCAGAAAACUUAUUAAGUGCGAUUUCCCAGAUACUGAGUCCAAUAUUAAACAGUUUCGGUGCGUUGUUGCUGAGAUUGAGGAUUCGCACUCAAGAAGGGAUGUUCUCAUUACUAUGGCAAGGGGCCUGGUCGAGCUGAAGGAGCUGCUUUCACGACAUAAGGAAUACAUUCUUCGUAAAAAGAAAGGAGGCCUAGUCGCCGGUUUUGAUUUUACUUUGGAUGAGGCUUUGAUAGUUCUCACGAAACCAAUGGAUAAUUUCAGUUUAUGUAUGGUAUAUUACAAUUUUCUUUCAAGAAUGCUUCUUGCUUUAGAGGCAAAUGAUGAUAAUAUGGUAGGAAUGGUCGAUCUUAAAAUUGAUCUUGAGAUGAUAGUACAUAAUGCUGUCGAUGAUGCAAAGCAAGUUUGUACAGAACAUUAUGGGGACUGUCCAGAUGUUAAGUUUAUUAUUUCUAAAGAAAAACAUAUGAUGGAAUUUCCCCACAUGAGCGCGACGAUUUCGUAUGUUGUUCUUGAGUUAAUGAAAAAUGCAUUUCGGGCGACUGUGGAAUCCCAUAUGGAACGUAAUCCUUCUGGUAUAGUUGACUGUGGUAAUAUGCCUCCGGUAGAAGUUCUGGUAAACAUUGAAAAGAACUCCAAGCAUGCAUGUAUUUGUGUCUCAGAUGAAGGUCUGGGAAUGAGUCGAUCUCAGUGUGAGGUUGCAAUGACUUACGCAUAUACAUCUGUGAGAAGGCCAAUUCUCCAACCUCGUCAUGAUGAGAAUUUUGAUCACAGAGAUACUUUUACACCUCUGGCGGGUUAUGGCUUUGGUUUACCCAUGUCUAGAGUAUAUGCACGGGCCUUUGGGGGUGAUCUCGUGAUGAGUUCAAUGGAGGGAUAUGGUACUCGUGUGUAUUACUACAUCAAGCUUUGA